CAUAUCACCUGGAGGACAGAGCCCGAACCCCACCCCAGAGCAGACAUAUCACCUGGAGGACAGAGCCCGAACCCCACCCCAGAGCAGACAUAUCACCUGGAGGACAGAGCCCGAACCCCACCCCAGAGCAGACAUAUCACCUGGAGGACAGAGCCCGAGCCCCGCCCCAGAGCAGACAUCUCACCUGGAGGACAGAGCCCCGCCCCAGAGCAGACAUCUCACCUGGAGGACAGAGCCCCGCCCCAGAGCCAACAUCUCACCUGGAGGACAGAGCCCCGCCCCAGAGCAGACAUCUCACCUGGAGGACAGAGCCCCGCCCCAGAGCAGACAUCUCACCUGGAGGACAGAGCCCUGCCCCAGAGCUGACCUCUCACCUGGAGGACAGAGCCCCGCCCAGAUCUUACAAGCCUAAAAGUUGUUGCAGUUUUCCACCAGCUGCCUGUUGCCGAGCCUCUGGUUUCCUAGGACCCCCAGGUGAUGGACUGUUAACAGACCUUAGUACAGCCAAUACUAGUCGCAACGCAAGCUGUCACCAUAGUGACCCUGACCAGCCAUGGGGAAGCAGAACAGCAAACUCCGCCCAGAGGUGAUGCAGGACCUGCUGGAGAGCACAGACUUCACGGAGCAUGAGAUCCAGGAGUGGUACAAGGGCUUUCUGCGGGACUGCCCUAGUGGGAACCUAUCCAUGGAGGAGUUCAAGAAGAUCUAUGGCAACUUCUUCCCAUACGGAGAUGCCUCCAAGUUUGCCGAGCACGUCUUCCGCACCUUCGAUGCCAACGGCGAUGGGACGAUAGAUUUCCGGGAGUUCAUCAUCGCCCUUAGCGUUACAUCACGGGGCAAACUGGAGCAGAAGCUCAAGUGGGCCUUCAGCAUGUAUGACCUGGACGGGAACGGAUACAUCAGCAAGUCUGAGAUGCUGGAGAUUGUUCAGGCCAUUUAUAAGAUGGUAUCUUCAGUGAUGAAAAUGCCGGAGGAUGAAUCGACUCCAGAGAAGAGGACAGAGAAGAUCUUCAGACAGAUGGACACCAACAGAGACGGGAAGCUGUCCCUGGAGGAGUUCAUCAAGGGAGCGAAGAGUGACCCCUCUAUAGUGCGCCUGCUACAGUGUGACCCCAGCAGCGCCGGACAGUUCUAACCGCCCCCCCCCCCCCCCCCCCCCCCCCCCCUCGGGUUCCACAACACACAUUGCUUGUUUGGGUGAAUCCAAAUAGCCCCUCCCCUUCCACCUUGGAGCAAUCUGAUGAAGACAAGCAACGGCUUCAAAUGACACUUACGACAGCGGGCCAAUGAGAGCCAGUCAUGUUCUACAGACUCCUCCCUCCUCUCUAACUCUGCCCCCGGCAGACAACCAACAACCUACCUACAGGUUCCAAUGAUUCCAGUUCUGAUGUGGUCCACUGCCUGUGUGUUUUAACAGUCUUUGAGUGGUCCAGGUAUUUUACAAGUCCUAGUAGAUGUCCCAACUAGCAGCCUAUUCCCUAUACAGUGUCCUUCUGUUAACCACCAUAUGGUCCUUAGUCCUAACUAUUGUAUUCCACAGGGAAAAGGCUUUUUAACCUGAUAUGUAUUUGAAUGCAAACUAGAGUCUCCCUGAUUGGUUCUCCUUGGUUCUUAGUGUUCUCAAUGCUCCGGACUGGACAAAACCGUGGUCCUCAACUAAGUCCUCCUAGCUAUUUUGUGUAUCGUAAACAGUGCAUGAGCGAGAGGGACAGCGGGAGCCAGACAGUGAGGAGUGUGUUUGUGAAGGUAAUUGAGAUGACAGAAACUACAGGAAAGGAGGUUGUAAUUCUUGUCCCGUCAGUGGAAAGAUAAUUGUUUUAGAUCUUUUUUUUUUUUUUUUUUUACUGUGAGAAUGUGUAUGUAUGUGUUGUGUUUUUGCAAGCUUGACACAUUUAUUUGUUUUAAUGUUUUUGGUUCAUAUUUGUGCUGGUAUUUUCAGACUCUAGUUAAAAACGGGGUCUCUGUGUAGUGCUAUGCAUAUUAAAGGCCCUUGGUAACAGUUUAAAAUACCUCUAGAGCAAAGGAAGAGGACUGUCCCUGUGUAUGUUUACCAAAUGACACCUAGGGCCUAGAUAGGGCACUAGUUAAGACCUGGCCCUUAGUGCCAAUAUCUCUCGUCUUCACUUCCUCCAUAUCAUUAGUUGUUAUGAAUAGUAACUGUCUUCUGGACAUGUUUCUUUUUUGUGCACAAAAAAAAAAAACACUUUUGUAAACAGUUAGUUGCAUUUUAAAUUCAAAUAGGAAUUAUGCCCGAACAUUGCCCUGAGGAUGUCUGAUCCCAGACUUAUGGGGUCAGCGAGUUAAACGAGAUUACACCUAAAAGUAUAAAAUGGAAAUGUUACUCCUUUCUGUGUACUUCCAAUGUUCAAGCAGUGCUCCAGAAACCACCUGGGCCGAGAACCAGAACAGCGCAUUGCACAACCGAACAAAUGUUAUGUGAUGCGUUUCCAUAGAAGUUGUUUAAACUGAAGCAUGCAGAUCUGUUUUAGUUCUCGUUAACUGUCGUGGAGAACGAGAAACAAUUUCACAUUACAUUUUAGAUGUUUUAAAUGGCGCAUGUUAAACAAGUUGAAAUAAUUUUUCAAAGGAGGGGUUUGUUUAUGAGCACGUACAUGUAUGCAUGUGACGCUGAGCAUGUGUGUUUCUGGUCGUUAGUGUUUGACUACCCUAAGCCCAGCCUCCCCAAAACAUUGCCUAUGUCGGUUUGUGAUUAUGGGUAACCAACAUUUGUAGAGUUUCUUAAAAAGAAAAUAUUAAAAAAAGACAAAGCUUCAUUAAGAGACAGCAGCUAUGAGCUCAAGUACUGAUCAUACACCACAGGACAACACACACACACAGAGUGAGCACUCCUGGAUGGGCAUGUAUCAAAUGUUACAUCCUUUGAGCUCACAGACCUCCACUCUAGUCUUCAACCCGGCUGUCAGUUCUACUGCGUCGGUUUUAAGAGUUGCUCAGUCUGGAACCCAUUGAACAACCCUUCCAUCUUCUGUUAAUUGAAUGUAUCUGAGGCUCAUCCUGGGGCCUAAAGCAGUGGUGUCAGUUACCUUACUUUUCAUUGGACAAAUGUUUAAAUGUUUCUUGAAAAUAACUGCUGUUUUGUAAAGAAAGAAGUACAUUGAAAACUGAGGAUCACAACUACUGCAGUGAUAAUGUCACAUUCUAUUUUAUUGUAUUUCUAUUAUAUUUUUUAAGCUGUCAGCUGUAACAUUUCUGUUAAACAAAAACAAUUGCAUCAUGUGGUCAAGUGCCAAAUAAACAAAAACAGUAUUGUAUACAUUUAUACUGUAAAAAUGUCGAACAAAAUGUUUGUAAUUGUUGCAUUUUGUAGGUUUUGUAUUUGUAUCCUGCUAUAGUGACCGUGUAGUUUUUUGAACACAGGAUUCUGUUUUUGGUCAACUUUGAAAAGCAAGAAUAAAAUCAGCAAAUUUUGUGCGCUA
Esox lucius (northern pike) is the source of this 3437-nucleotide messenger RNA. It is a transcript of the gene ncalda, whose product is annotated as neurocalcin delta a. The transcript has 6 exons. Gene Ontology annotation, cellular component: cytosol. Bases 554 to 1135 code for a protein of 193 amino acids. The record is from RefSeq and is a predicted model, not a curated record. NCBI's taxonomy places the organism in Eukaryota, Metazoa, Chordata, Actinopteri, Esociformes, Esocidae. Gene Ontology annotation, molecular function: tubulin binding; actin binding; calcium ion binding. Gene Ontology annotation, biological process: calcium-mediated signaling.